GGUUAUGUUUACCCCUCUGCAGCACCCGUAGUCCACAGUAAACCAGACGUGUACGUAACUUCGCAAAUUAUCGUAGACUGACAGUUUUGGACCAGAUGUCACAGAUGUUAUGCUUUGAGUUUUAGAAGAAAGGUUUUAUUUGCUUUAGUUAAAUCGUUACUAAUGUAUUAUUGGAAGAAUGGCGUCAGCUUUAACGUUAGACUUCGAAGAUCACCUAGAUCAUCAGCAUACAGCAAUGAACAAUGUCAGUGAUACGGGGAAUAUUUACAUUGACCAGGAUGGCGAAUGGGACAUCAGCCUGUUUGAUGAGCUGGAGGGCCUCGGCGAUGCAGAUGAGCUCUUCAAAGCCUUAGAGGGGGUUCCCUAUGCUGGCGAGGUUCCCGAACUGGACUUUGACAUGGACCUGCCUCCCUGGAGUCCUGACACCAGCGGAGAUGCCAGUAGCACCUGUACAGAUGGAGACGUGGAGGCGGCGUCACUCUCUCCUGCACACACACUCAGCUCUUUGCACUCCCCCCUGUCUGUCCAGGCCCACUCUCCAUACUCCCUACCGGAUGAGGCUCUCUCUCCUCAGCCUCAGGCGUCCCCGCUCUCUGUCUGCUCGGACUCCAGCGGCUUCUCUGAGCUCCCCCCUGAAAGACCACCACCCAAGAGGACCAAUCAGACUCCUAGAGCCAAGCCAGUGAAGAGGCCCAUUCAGCAGAGCCCUAAGGUGUCCAUCCAGCCCAGGCCUGUGAUCACGGCUGCCGCUCCCCUGCAGGCCAAAACCAUCAUCCUGCAGGCCCUCCAACCCAUCCAGCCUCUGCAGCCAGUCCUGCCCAUGGUCAAGCCUGCCAGAGUCACCAUCCAACCAGCUCCACCUGCAGGACGUCCUGUGAUAUUACCCCAACCUGCUCAGGUGUUCCAAAUCCAAACUGCUCAGACCAUCCCGACCAGAGUGGUUACCUUGUCAACACUGGUUCCAGAGCCACGGAUACCUUCUGCGGCCCCACCAGUGGUUAACAUGACACUCCAAAGUCCCGCCUCUGUCCAAAGCUCCUACUACGGCUCCGAUGAGGAAUCAGGCGCGUCGCGGCGUCAGAUGCGCAUGAUCAAGAACCGUGAGUCGGCCUCGCAAUCGCGCAAGAAGAAGAAGGAGUACCUGCUGACGCUGGAGUCCCGCCUGAAGUUGGCGCUCUCCGAGAACGCCCUGCUCAAGAACGAGAACGGCACCCUGAAGGAACAGCUGAACGGCCUCAUGAGCGAGAACACUGUUUUGAAAACCACUGCUCCCAAGAGGCGGGCUGUGUGUCUCAUGGUGCUCGUGGUCUUCCUGGUUUUUAACAUUGGACCAAUGAGUAAGUACAUAGACUCUGAUGGCUCCAAAGUUUCUAUAAGUGGAGCUCACACAGGAAGACAUCUGCUGGGCUUCACCCAGGACACAAACACCCCUGAGGAAUCGCCAGUGUCCAGCAGGGUGGAAGAGUCUGUGUCAGAUGAGAAGGCUCUGAUGGUGGUGAAGAAGACCCCCCUUGUUUUCGGAGCCCCGCCCCCCUGCCAGCCGGCCGUCAACAGGACAAAGUGCAUCAAGCUGGCUCAUGAACUGAGAGGUUGGGUGCACAGGCACGAGGUGGAGCGGACUAAGACCAGACGUCAGAGUAACACACAAACGAAGAGCAGGACCAUCCUGAAGGAGAAUGGGAAUAAGGAUGAGGUGACCCAGAUUCUGCCUGUCCAGUACACGGAGUCAGCAGAGAGAAUUUCAGGCAAUGAGUUGCAGGUGUAUUACGCCCCUCACCGCACCUACAACGACUUCUUCGACGAGAUUAACCGAAGGGGUGACACCUUCUACGUGGUAUCUUUCCGCAGGGAUCAUCUGCUGCUUCCUGCCACCAACCACAACAAAGGAAGCCGGCCCAAGAUGUCCGUGGUGCUGCCGGCCAUGAACAUUAAUGACAGUGUCAUUAAUGACAAGGAGUUUGAGGUGAUGAUGCAGAUUGACUGUGAAGUGAUGAACACCCGCAUCCUGCACAUCAAGACCUCCAGUAUCCCACCUUUCCUGAAGGCCAAUCAGACCCACAGUGACACCUUCUACCACCCCAACCCUGCUGGGGGCCAGCCCACGCCCACCGUCGGAGUCCUGGUUGGCUCUGCAUGACCUCAGUCAUCCCGGCUAACCAAUUAAAACUACUGUGAUCCUGUGAAGACUGCAAACAAAUUCACAAUAUAUCCACAAUGCAUACAGAAUUGAUCUCCCUCAUCCAAAGCCAGGAUAUGCAGUGUACCUUAAUGCAAUUAACUUUUCUGACCUAAUUUUUUUAAUCUUCUUUAUGACUUUGGGUGUUUUGGUAAAUAUUGGGCCCGUUUGUUGGUUUCUUAUGUGUUGCCUGGUGAUCAUGUGGUUGAAGGCUGGUAGUGAUAGGAUGGUGGUGGGGGGGGGUUAGGGGGUUGGUGCUUAAGGCAGCCUCUGACGUGUUGCAGCCGUGGGUGUCCCACCUCUCCAUCCUCCCACCCCCAGCCGACUCGUCUCUUUUCUUCAGCCUGCAUUUUCACCACUACUGUUGGGUGGGAGGCAGCGGUGGUGGCGGGGGGGAGGGGUUCCCAUACCAGGCGUCUGGGGGCCCCAGUGAAGCUGUCCUCCUACCACCACCGGCGUAAUUGGUGAGGGACAGCAGGAGGUGUGGAGUGAACCCUAACCCACCCCUCUCAUAACUUGCAUACCUUCAACCCUGAUGUCGACAGCCAUUUUGGAUUCUAAAAAUGGGGCGAUUUCCAGACUGAGAGUUCAGGCCAGUAGUGUGUCACCACUACCAGAAGUCUGUGAAUCCGAUUGGCUGUGUGAUGCUGUGUGUUUCUGGUGGUCAAUAGGAUGCUUGUCUGUGGUCCCUAAACACCUCACAUUGUGUGUUUCCCUAUCCUGCUCUUGGUCUCAGGAAAAUGUAGAACUCUGACCGUUCUCUUAUGGAUGGUUCAAGCCACUUUUGAGAUGCUGUUGUUUUUAAUGAUUAAAUUGUUACACAACAUUGCAAAAUAGAUUAUGUUUUAUGGUUGCUUUGCACUGGGUUUGCUUUGAUAGACAGGGAAUGUUUUGACGAAGAAAUAUAAUUUAUGAAUUUGUAUUAGUAUCAUAAGAGAGUGUAAGCAUUGUGAUGGCACACGGUAAAGCUUUUUGCAUUAGUUGGGAGCUUGUUUAGCUUUGGUUAAAUUCAUUUCUAUUCUACAUUAUGUCAUCUCCUUCUAGGACUUUUAGUUGCUUUUUAUAGUUAUUUGAACUGUUGCACUGGUGGAAUUUGUAUUUGACCCCCUUGUGAAGGUUUCCCCUUCUGCAAAUGGCCCCCUGGAAAUGUUCUAAUGUCAAAAUAAAAGAGGCCUGUGAGAAAAUGUCAUCCUCUGCGAGAGGGAGUCUCAGUGCCUCUGGGUCAGUCUCUGGCCAAGCGUUCGGCUGGGUUUGGAACGGAUCCAUCUGGAACAGGUGAAUUGCCUGGAUGGAGUCCAGUUCUGGUCAUCGUUCUUUCACCUCAUUCAAAUAACCGCUGGUCUACGAUCAGCUAUCAGAUUGGCAUGGUUUGCACUUUUACUGAAGGGCACUUGAACCAAUUUUUCAAAAGGAAAUCAAAUGUUUUAUGUUAACAUGCUAAUGUUGUUUUAUUAAUAUGAAGGUUAUAUUUUAUAUAUUGUUUUCUCUUUAUAAACAGUCCUCCAUUUUAUCCAUCUAUUCUUAUGAAGUAAUUUUUCUUUGUGCCUUUGCCCUCUUUGUGUUUGAUUUUUUUGGCCACUUCUCUCAGUCCUUCAGUAGAAGACCUGUUUGCUCUGUGUUGUGUGAGUUGCUUAGACUUGAGGAUGCCACUUGUCAGAUUCAUUGUUUGGAUGUUUUAAGCUUACUUUGUUCAUAAUUGAUGGUAUUGUUUGAUUUAUUCCUGAUGGGAUUCCCAAAGAUUACCUUCCCCAAAGUAAGGCUGGUCCUCACACCAUAUCCAUGGGCCGUUUCACAGGGUUUAGUCGUCACAGUAGAAUACCAUCUUUAGUGAGAUGUAGUGGUGUGUUUGUAGUACCCAUUAUUAAAUAUUGCCACAAUAGUUCACCAGUACAUUGCUUGUCAAUGAAGGGUCCACAUUUAAAAUGUGGUACAUUUUAAUGUGAUCAUUGCAUAAGUAAAUACAGUGCACAUUUUGACUGCAACUUUUCUAUGACCAUAAAAUUGAAUUAAUAAAACACUGGAAAUUCUCACAA
Molecule: messenger RNA, 4209 nt
Organism: Clupea harengus (Atlantic herring)
Lineage: Eukaryota; Metazoa; Chordata; Actinopteri; Clupeiformes; Clupeidae
Gene: atf6
Product: activating transcription factor 6
Biological process (GO): endoplasmic reticulum unfolded protein response; regulation of transcription by RNA polymerase II
Cellular component (GO): nucleus
Molecular function (GO): RNA polymerase II cis-regulatory region sequence-specific DNA binding; DNA-binding transcription factor activity, RNA polymerase II-specific
Source: RefSeq, a predicted model, not a curated record